GAUAACCUUCACUUGCRAAUCUAGACGAGGUGUGCUGGCAGUUGGUAGAGAGAGACCAAAUGAAGCCAUCCCAGUUUGAUCGCAACGUACAGUGACAACAUGGUGACAACUCCACUCGUCAAACUCCGUCGAGAUUAAGAUAUGAAUAAACAAAGCUUGAUUAGUCAACUCAAGAGCUUUAAGAAUGCAGUAAAGCAAAGCUUAAAUGAACUUAGAUUGAAAAAGGAAGAAAUCAAAGCAAAAACGCAAAGGGCACAAGAGCUAGAACAAGAAAAAAAGAGACUGAAAAAAGAAGUGAAAACUCUGAGCGAAACAAACUACGAACUAAAUAGAACGAUAUGGAUAAUGAAGGCCGAAGAUGAACUUUUGGAAUAUGAUUUCGAGGCACUUGAAGAGGAUAAUGAAGAGUUAAAGAAAAAAAUUGAAUGUCAGAUUGCGCAACAGAAAACACUUGAAGAAGAGAUCCAUGUGUUAAAGGAAGAGGCUGAAAGCCAACAUUUGCAGAUGAAGACACUGGCACACGAGAACGAAAACUUAAAGCAAAAUACCGACAACCAGAAGAUCCAACAAGACCUACUAAACCAGGAGAAUCAAACACUAAAGAGUGAGGCACAAAGCUUCAAAAACCGAUGCGAAAUGCUUCAAAAGGAAAAAGAAGCCCUAAAGAAUGAAGCUGAGAGCAAAUUUAUUCAGCAAGAACAGAUAAUCAAAGAACUGACGGAGAAGCUCAACCUUGUGCAGAAUGUGGAGAAGGUAUCUGUGGAAGUACAGACGUUAACAAAACCAUCAAAUCCUUUCCGAAGAUUCAUCAGAAGGGUUCGACGAGUUCUUCGCAUUAGAUGAGGUGUUUCCUCAGUUACAGUUGCUUUAUGUUUUAUCGACUUUUUUUGUGGUAUCGUUCGAUAUCGUUUAUUCUAAUUAGGUGUUUAGUUGAUGAGGGCAUUAUCCAAUCUUUAGGCUCUCAUUUUAUAUCACGUUAUUUUAUGGCUUACUUAAGAAUCAGAAUCAUAGCGAAUAAAUAGAA
Molecule: messenger RNA, 1024 nt
Organism: Actinia tenebrosa (Australian red waratah sea anemone)
Lineage: Eukaryota; Metazoa; Cnidaria; Anthozoa; Actiniaria; Actiniidae
Source: RefSeq, a predicted model, not a curated record